Onychostoma macrolepis is the source of this 4070-nucleotide messenger RNA. It is a transcript of the gene mylk2, whose product is annotated as myosin light chain kinase 2. Gene Ontology annotation, biological process: protein phosphorylation; intracellular signal transduction; positive regulation of apoptotic process. The record is from RefSeq and is a predicted model, not a curated record. The transcript has 16 exons. NCBI's taxonomy places the organism in Eukaryota, Metazoa, Chordata, Actinopteri, Cypriniformes, Cyprinidae. Gene Ontology annotation, cellular component: cytoplasm; nucleus. Gene Ontology annotation, molecular function: ATP binding; protein serine/threonine kinase activity. Bases 159 to 2480 code for a protein of 773 amino acids.
UCUGCCUAUUUCUGGUGAGGUGGCUACAGAGUGAUGAAAGAGGAUUCUGACAGGCUGGUACUCUGUGAGCUUCUAGAGAACAGUCUGUUCAAACCCUUGGUUGGAAAACGCAUGUACUUUUCACUGGGCAAACAUCUUUACAGCACAACCUUCAUUCCAUGUCUGUCAAGGGCUCUAUGAAAUGCCCCCUGCCUCCAUCCAGCCCCACAACCCUGGAGGCCAAGGUUGAUGACCUACGAUUUAAAGUGGAGCAGCUCCUCUUGAGCCCAGGGAGAAGUUGCCCCAUGUGUGAGACCUGCGUUCGGCACAGCACACUGCAGGAGACUGUGACCAGCCAGCUGUCAGCUCAGACCAGACUUCUGGAUUCUCUUGAAAUGAAAGUCCUGGAGAUGAGAACAGCUCUGGAGGAACUUGCACGUGGUCUGGAGGACAGACAGUGUGAGAGAGCGUCUGUGCCUUUAGUGGCUCUACAGAGACGGAAAUCACUACCUGUUCGAACCUCUGCGGAGGAAGUCUAUGUUCGCUUGGACAGAGACUGUAAAAUGGUGCCACAUGCUUUUAAUAUGCCUUCGGAGAAAGGUAUUUUGCUAGAAAUCAAUGAAAACAAUGGUACGAUAAGAGAAGCUAAAAAAGAUUCAACAAACGUCAAAGUUCAACAGGAAGCUAAAUUGCAAAUCAAGGGAGAAAAAGAAACAUCCACUGUAACCCCAAGAUUGGAACUAUCUCAUCAUCAAACACAGAAAAUGAAUAAGAACAUGCCACCAAACCAGAAUGAUGUCCCGAAACCCGUCAUUGCUGCGUCAGUGGUGACCCAGAGGACUCCAGGUAUUGCCCCACCAAAGACAGAAGCCCAAGACAACAGGAAGGUGUCACUGCCAAACACCAAAGCACCUAUUCCUGUGACAAAGAUUGUGGUUUUGCCCGACGCAAUCAGAUCGAAGCAUAGUGAAGCAGUGAAUGUAACCCUACCAAAUCAAACCGUACCGAAAACAACUGGACUGGUUGCUCCAGAAAUGCCUCAAUGUACAGCUUCACUGGUACCCAACAAUCCUCCCAAUGUUCCUACAGAUGCAACACCAAUCCAAACAUUUCCCAAAACAAGUCUGGGUCCCCCUGUAGCAACUGCACAGAGUUCUGGAAAAUCAUCAGUAAAACCUACAGCACAAGAUGCAACAUUGUUACCGUCAAGCCACAAACCGCCAAAAACAAUGGGUUUGAAUGUUACUACAGCCACAAAAGAGGCUUUCGCACUCAGACAAGUGCACAGCUGCCCUAAUUCCCUACAGAGAUUACAGGUCCACACGGUAUCAGCACCUCUAGCUAAGAAAACUACUGAAGCAGUCGGAGCAGCAAACCACAGUUCAGGUGGAAUACAGAUUAAAAUAACUCCAGCUACAGACAAGAUUUCAGUACAGAUGAAGAGCAAUAACCCUCCUAAAACCUGUUUUAAAGUAAUAGAUGAUGCUUCACCUCAGCCCGCGCCGUUUGCUCACCGGUUUGUCUCGCUGAAGUCUAACCCUCCAGCCAGUGAUACCUUCAGUAUCCACACCAGAGAAGUGCUGGGAGGUGGUCGCUUUGGCAAGGUGCACAAAUGUACGGAGACAAAGACGGGGAUGAGGCUUGCUGCUAAAAUCAUCAACACAAGAAAUGCCAGAGAAAGAGACAUGGCACUAAAUGAGAUCCAGGUCAUGAACCAGCUCAGUCACCCCAAUAUCCUCCAACUUUAUGAAGCCUUUGAGGUCAAGAAUCAAGUUGUGCUGAUCCUGGAGUAUGUGGAGGGAGGCGAGUUGUUUGAGAGAAUCGUGGAUGAGAGCUGUCCGCUGACCGAGGUGGAUGCCAUGGUGUUUGUGAAACAGAUCUGUGAGGGUGUCCAGUACAUGCACCAGAUGUAUGUACUUCACCUGGACCUCAAGCCAGAGAACAUUCUUCUUGUUAAUCACUCUAGCCAUCAGGUGAAAAUUAUUGACUUUGGACUAGCGAGGAGAUAUAAACCACGAGAGAAGCUCAAAGUUUCAUUCGGAACGCCUGAAUUUUUAGCUCCGGAGGUGGUGAACUUCGAUUUUGUCUCCUUCCCUACAGAUAUGUGGACUUUGGGAGUCGUCACAUACAUGCUAUUAAGCGGCCUCUCUCCUUUUCUGGGUGAUGACGACAGCCAGACCCUCAACAAUGUGCUUAUGGGCAACUGGUACUUUGAUGAGGAUGCGUUUGAGCAUGUGUCUGCUGAGGCUCGGGACUUCGUCUCCAACCUGCUGAUCAGAGAAAGAAGUGGUCGUAUGAGUGCUACGCAGUCUCUCAAACACCCGUGGCUCAACAACAUCACUGAGAAAGCCAAGAGCAGCAACAUUGUGCUCAAGUCUCAGGUUCUCCUCAAGAAAUAUAUGGCCAGACGAAUGUGGAAGAAAAACUACAUAGCCAUUGCUGCAGCAAAUAGGUUUAAGAAGAUUGGAAGUUCAGGUUCCUUAACUGCGCUUGGAAUCUGAGAGUGUCAGAGAUGUCCUGCUGACUGUGCUCACUAUGUGUGCUUUUAUAAUACGCAGAUCAUGUCUUUGUAUUGUGUGCUGCAUUGCUCCCCACCUUUUGUAUCUGAACACUCACUGGCUGCAGUGCAAUUAUUCGAAUGCAUCUGUAACAUGCAAUAAAACUCAUGUACAAAUUACACAUUUCUCUUGAAUUUCCUUUUGGCAUCACUUUAUUAAACUCUGGCGUUUUUCAAGGAUUUGUUCAUUUAUCACUUUUGUCUUUACCAAAAUGUUAUUCUAAUUGAAAAAGCAUGUGGAAGAGACAAAAAAUAAAAAUAUAAGAAAAUGUUACUGUUAAACGGAGUAUGGCUUGCAGACCAGUGGUGUGAUCAUUGAAUCAGUUUUAUCUUAAACGUGAAUGGAAUACUGGUGGCUUUUGUCAUGUUUUGUGAGGUGAGUGCUAGACCAUAAACAGGAAGUAAAAACAGGAUGUUGUCCACAGUAAUGCAGUGCAGAAGAACCCGUUUUUGAAAAUACAUUCAUGUCAUUCUUUCGCUGAUGAAACACAAUGUUCUCCCUUGUUUAAUUGCAGUCUAAGUAAAGUUAAGUUACGGGUUAAAUAAACAGCAUGCCCAAUUUUUUGAACGCAACUUCAAAAAACAAAACAAUGACUUGGUUAAAUGUUGGUUAUGAACUUAUGAACUAUUUUUCAACUUUGCAGAGGAAUAAAUUUCAUUAAUCAUCAACAGUCACACUGGGGGAGGCUUAAACACAAAAUGAGAUCACACCCAACCCCUUGUAUUUAAAAACAGGAUCUUAAAUGGGAAAUUGUGUAAACCUUAGUGGAAUUUCCCUGGAAUUAAAAUUGCAUCAUUGCUGUCACCAGUGCUGAACUUAUAAUAGUAAUGAAAUCUAAAAGUCGUUUCUUUUUGUUACAGUACACUUAUUAAAAAAAAAAAAAAAGGUGCUAUAUAGCACCAUAAGAGGUGCUAUUCGUGGAUUCGUCACUUCCGCUAUGCUUGCCGCCAUAUUUGUGUCCGAUGUGACAACGAGCACAGCACAUCUCUAUUAGAUUUAAUAGAUAAUAUUAAUAUAUUGAAAUAAUAAAUUACCUUUUAACUACCAUUUCCCACACUGAUCCCUGGCCUUGAUUGUAUUUUUUAGGAUAGCAAGUGUAACAGUUAGACCAUGUAAUGUCCUGAUUACUUGUAAAUUUAAAACUGACAUCAGCUCAAAGCACUUUUGAGUCAAUGAUAGUGUAACAAGAUUACAUUAUUAGCUUACUACACAAUCUGAAUUUAAUUAGCUAAUAUUAGCACAAUUUAUAAUAAAUCAGUCUUUCUCGACAAAUUACUGUUUGAAUUGCGAACGUAGCCGCUCGAUGAAGGCUUUAAGAAUCCUCUGCCGGCUGGUCACUCCUGCUUCGCGCGAUUCCCUUCUCAGUCCACGUUUUGAUUUCAGCAAGUCAGUUUUGGUGAACGCAACAACACGAUUACUGACCAUGAGCCCAACAUCCAGCAAGCCAAGAAAACAUGCAAUCUACCUGAGGGAAGACAUCUUUCACUUCUAGUGUGGAUUUCAUUAUUGAAGCACAAAUCCAGGCACCAAAAG